AUGGGUGGCGAAAACAGUGAAACUGCCGAUGGUAUCAUUGGGAGUAGCACAAAUGGGAAAGCACCACAGCACAACAGUGAACCGAAUCAGGGCGGGGUGAGCUUGUUUUGGCAAAACUUGACCGUAGUCCCCGACACGAGUCCCGACAAACACAACCCACAACCGGUGCUGAAUGACAUCACUGGAACUCUACAGCCGGGCACGCUGGUAGCCCUGAUGGGGCCGAGUGGCGUUACAGGCAAAAUGUCCGUUACAGGUGACGUUCGGGUGAACGGGUGUCCCAUCGGUCCGUACAUGUACAACAUCAGUGGCUACAUUUACCAGGACGAGUUGCUGCCGGCUUCGAUCACGGUUCGCGAACACCUGGAGCUGAUGGCGAACCUGAAGCUAGGGGGAACCGUUUCGUCGCAGCUUAAGCGUACCAUGAUCGGGGAGCUCCUAUCGAUGACCGGGUUGGAGAAGUGUGCCGGAACCAGGAUCGACGCUGGCAUCGGUGGCUUCGGCAAGACGCUGUCGGGUGGUGAAAAGAAGCGGCUUGCCUUUGCCGUCGAGAUGCUGUCCCGGCCGCGGUUUCUGUUCUGCGACGAACCGACGACCGGCCUCGACUCGUACAGUGCCCGCCAGCUGGUGGCCAUGAUGCAAACGUUGACCCGCGCCGGAACCACGGUGCUGUGUAGCAUCCAUCAGCCCUCGGAGGAGCUGUUUUUCGAGUUCGAUAGCGUCAUCCUGCUGACCGGGGGCAGGACCGGCUUUAUCGGUACACCGCGCGGGGCAGUUCAGUUCUUCGGGCUCGAGUGCGCUCCGGGCUACAAUACGGCCGACGUUCUCGUGAAGGCUCUCGCCACGCCGACCACGGCCACGGGCAACGGAUUCACGACGGGUGGUAUGUGUCCGAAUGCGAUCUGCAACUGCUACGCCGCCAGUGAGUCGGCACGGUACCAGGAGGCACUGAUCAGUGCGGAGCUGUAUCGGUGUGCGACCGACGGCCGGAACCUCCAGUUCCUGCUGCAGAUGGCGAGGGAAGCUCACCACCGCCGUUGGUUCUACACGCUUCUGUGGCUAGUGUACCGCAAUAUGCUCCAGUCGCAUCGCAACCCGAACCUUCAGUACUACAAGGUGGUUCAGCGGAUAGUGAUCGCGUUGUUGGUGGGGCUCUGCUUUUCGAACUCGAUCCAGCUAACGCAGAAGGGCGUCCAGGCGAUGCAGGGUGUCAUAUUUCUUAUCGUCUCCGAGAACACGUUUCUGCCGAUGUACGCGGCCCUGUCACUGUUUCCGGAGAGCUUUCCACUGUUUCAGCGCGAGAAAAAGGCCAACCUGUACGGUACGGCUCAGUUCUACGUCGCACACGUCCUGUCGAUGACCCCGUUUAUACUGCUCGAAACGUGUGCCUUUAUACUGAUCGUGUACUUUCUCGCCAACCUGAGACCCACGCUCCUCGCCCUAGCGGUCACGGUAGCUGUUUCGGUGCUCGUCAUCAACGUUUCCAUCGCUUGCGGAUGCUUCUUUUCGACCCUGUUUCCAUCGAUUGCCUCCGCGAUGGCGUACCUGGUGCCGUUCGACUACAUCCUCAUGAUCACGUCGGGGAUAUUCAUCAAAAUUUGGUCAAUGCCGAGGUACCUCCGCUGGAUGCCGUUAGUUUCGUGGAUGAUGUUUGCCAGCGAAGCCGUCUCCAUUGCGCAGUGGGACGGUGUAAAGACCAUCGAAUGUUCUAGCAUAAUUCCGAGCGUGUGUUUGCACAACGGCGAGGAGGUCCUGGCACAGUAUUCGUUUAGCGCCACCCAUCUACGGACGGAUUUAUUGGCGCUCGUUGGGCAGUACUUCAUCUUCCACGCGCUGGCAUUACUGUGCCUCGCAAGACGGGUCGCCACCAGUUAG
Molecule: messenger RNA, 1875 nt
Organism: Anopheles cruzii
Lineage: Eukaryota; Metazoa; Arthropoda; Insecta; Diptera; Culicidae
Product: protein scarlet-like
Exons: 5
Coding region: 1-1875 (624 amino acids)
Cellular component (GO): plasma membrane
Molecular function (GO): ATP binding; ABC-type transporter activity; ATP hydrolysis activity
Source: RefSeq, a predicted model, not a curated record